GCCAUCAAGUAACUAUGAGCGGACGCCAUGGCGCCCGUUGAUUAGUGUUUUUCUUUUUUUUUUUCUUCAUCGUUCUUUCGUGCGUAGAAACCUGCGUUUGCCGAUCGAGUGCGCAACUGAUUUUCGACGCCCCAGGCCGCAGCAAUCAUGGCCGCUAGCCCGAAGCGCGUCCGAUCGGCGGACGCUAAGAAAGAGCGAAGCCGGGAACGCACGAAGAAGAGCAGGACGGCAUCCACAAGCAGCUCGCGCUCUAGCAGUGCUGCCAGCAGCGGCAGUAGCUCAAGCGACAGCAGUUCGAGCGGAAGCGCCUCCAGUGAAUCGUCCCGCUCUUCGUCGUCGUCGUCUUCAUCAUCGUCUCGCUCCACUUCCGUGUCGCCGCGAAGGCGCCGGAACCGUGUGUCCAGACCUGUGAAGCCAGCCCCCACUCCUGCACCCACGUCAGCAAGUGGAGCUCGUGGCGGAGGAGGUGGCAACACCAACGCAACCACUUCAAGCAGCAGCAGGCGCAAGCGGACACCAUCGCCGCCCCGCCCAUGCAAGAUCCACGUGGGUCGACUGACGCGCAAUGUGACCCGUGACCACCUGCUCGAGAUCUUUGGCUGCUACGGCACGGUGAAGAGUGUCGAGCUACCUCCGGAUCGGACCCACGGCCACCUGUCACGUGGGUUCGCCUACAUCGAGUUUGAAAACCCUGCCGAUGCCGAGCGAGCCAUGCGCCACAUGGACGGGGGUCAGAUUGAUGGUCAGGAAGUGACAGCGGCAUCAGUCUUGCUGCCACGGCCCGUGCCUCCGAGGCGGCCCAGCCCCCCCAUGCCCCCGAGACGACCCCCCGCACCACCUCCGCACUGGAGAAGAUCAUCCCCGCCGAGGUCACGUCCGCGAAGGUCACCUCCACCAAGGGGACGUUCAGCCCGGAGUCCUCCAGGUCGACAUCGCUCACCAAGACCGUCACGCAGAUCGCGGUCCCCAGCUGGCACAGGUGGAGGACCCAGACGCCACGCGCGCUCGAGCUCCAGCUCUUCACGUUGACCGCCACUUUCAUCGAAGGCCUCGGUGCAUCGGCAUCCAUUGUAAUCAUGACUGCCGCCUGCCGUCAUUUCUCUAUAUGCUGGCCAUUAAUUGCUUGCCUGUAGAGUAUAUAAUGAACUACUUCAUGACACUGUUAAUUUGGUCUGCUGUGCAUCUUGUUAACGUCAAUUGGGUACUUUGUUCUCUGCUCAUUUUGUUGUACAGUGUCAAAUGGUCUUGUACUUAUACUCUGGGUGCAGCCCCUUGAAGAAUUAACUCUACUGCUUUCCUUUUCUGUUAAAUUGGCCUCCCACAAAAGUCGGCAUUGGAAAUAUUGCGGUGGAUUUGCAGUGAUGCCUGUAAAUAAAGUUCUUGAUGUUGCAUUCAUGCUUGCACAGUUUCAGGAGUUUGUUGCUUCAAAGAUCGGAUCACUGAUUGUCCACCGGGGGGAGUUCAGUUAUAAAUGUAUUUGUGAAAUGCCAUGUAAGGCCAUGUGAACCACCAAUCACAACAUGCUCGAAAGUCAUUAAAAAUACGUUUUCACCACCCGUA
Dermacentor silvarum is the source of this 1560-nucleotide messenger RNA. RefSeq names its product RNA-binding protein with serine-rich domain 1-B-like. Lineage: Eukaryota; Metazoa; Arthropoda; Arachnida; Ixodida; Ixodidae. The record is from RefSeq and is a predicted model, not a curated record. Gene Ontology annotation, molecular function: RNA binding. Gene Ontology annotation, biological process: mRNA splicing, via spliceosome. Bases 148 to 1029 code for a protein of 293 amino acids. The transcript has 9 exons. Gene Ontology annotation, cellular component: ASAP complex; nucleoplasm; cytoplasm.